This is a messenger RNA of Manis pentadactyla (Chinese pangolin), 381 nucleotides long. RefSeq names its product 60S ribosomal protein L35a-like. Gene Ontology annotation, molecular function: structural constituent of ribosome. Lineage: Eukaryota; Metazoa; Chordata; Mammalia; Pholidota; Manidae. Gene Ontology annotation, cellular component: ribosome; cytosolic large ribosomal subunit. The record is from RefSeq and is a predicted model, not a curated record. Gene Ontology annotation, biological process: cytoplasmic translation; ribosomal large subunit biogenesis.
UAAAAACCAACAAAUAUGUCUGGAAGGCUGUGGUCCAAGGAUUUUGCUGGCUAUAAGCAUGGUCUCCGGAACCAGAGGGAGCACACAGCUCUUCUUAAAAUUAAAGGUGUUUAUGCUCGAGAUGAAACUGAAUUCUAUCUAGGCAAGAGAUGUGCUUAUGUGUACAAAGCAAAGAACAACACAGUGACUCCUGGCGGCAAACCAAAUAAAACCAGAGUAAUCUGGGGAAAGGUAACUCGUGCUCAUGGAAACAGUGGCAUGGUUCGUGCCAAGUUCCGAAGCAACCUUCCUGCUAAGGCCAUUGGACACAGAAUCCGUGUGAUGCUGUACCCUUCAAGGAUUUAAACUUAAUGAGAAGUAAAUAAAGUGGAUUUUGUUGUA